Molecule: messenger RNA, 12611 nt
Organism: Neoarius graeffei (lesser salmon catfish)
Lineage: Eukaryota; Metazoa; Chordata; Actinopteri; Siluriformes; Ariidae
Gene: cacna1ea
Product: voltage-dependent R-type calcium channel subunit alpha-1E
Exons: 47
Coding region: 94-6657 (2187 amino acids)
Biological process (GO): chemical synaptic transmission; calcium ion import across plasma membrane
Cellular component (GO): voltage-gated calcium channel complex; membrane; neuronal cell body
Molecular function (GO): high voltage-gated calcium channel activity
Source: RefSeq, a predicted model, not a curated record
AGAGGAGGACUUAUCGAGCAGAAGGACAUCGUUAAAGCUCAUCAGGCUCACAAGAUACAGAGCACACCACAGGCACUACGCAAAGAAUGGGAAAUGGCUCGGUUCGGGGACGCGGUACCGGCGGUGCACGGCGCGCUGGACGGCGGAUCGGAGCGCAGUCGGACCCGGGAGCCUCCUUCAUCCUCCACCGGCGGAGUUUCUCCGGUGUUCAAGCAGACCAAAGCGCAGCGCGCGCGCACCAUGGCCCUGUACAACCCCAUCCCGGUCCGGCAGAACUGCUUCACCCAGAACCGGGCGCUCUUCAUCUUCAGCGAGGACAACGUGGUCCGGAAGUACGCCAAGAGGAUCAUCGAGUGGCCGCCGUUCGAGUACAUGAUCUUAGCCACCAUCAUCGCUAACUGCAUCGUUUUGGCUCUGGAGCAGCAUUUACCUGGAGAGGACAAGACGCCAAUGUCAAAGAGGCUGGAGAAAACCGAGCCGUACUUCAUCGGGAUGUUCUGCUUUGAGGCGGGGAUAAAGAUCGUGGCGCUGGGAUUCGUGUUCCAUAAAGGAUCGUACCUGAGGAACGGCUGGAACGUCAUGGACUUCAUCGUGGUGCUCAGCGGGAUCCUGGCCACUGCAGAAGCUCAUAUGAACAUCCCGGUGGAUCUGAGGACGUUACGAGCCGUUCGAGUUCUGCGGCCCCUCAAACUGGUGUCCGGAAUCCCGAGUCUGCAGAUCGUUCUGAAGUCCAUCAUGAAGGCGAUGGUUCCUCUGCUGCAGAUCGGCUUGUUGUUAUUUUUUGCCAUUUUAAUGUUCGCCAUCAUCGGCCUCGAGUUCUACAGCGGGCGACUCCACAAGACCUGCAUCCCUGAGCCUGAUAUACAGGAGAGUGAGAGAGUUCCGGAUUGGGAGGCAGAGUUUCCGUGUGGAGAUCGUCUGUGUCCGGAAAAAUACAGCUGUAACGGAUCGUGGAUCGGACCGAACGACGGAAUCACGCAGUUCGACAACAUCCUGUUUGCUGUGCUGACCGUCUUCCAGUGUAUCACCAUGGAGGGCUGGACCACCGUCCUCUACAACGCCAAUGAUGCUUUGGGUCCCAUGUGGAACUGGCUGUACUUCAUCCCCCUCAUCAUCAUCGGCUCCUUCUUUGUGCUCAACCUGGUGCUGGGAGUUCUGUCCGGAGAGUUUGCUAAAGAGAGAGAGCGUGUGGAGAACAGGAGAGCAUUUAUGAAGCUCAGACGUCAGCAGCAGAUUGAAAGAGAACUGAACGGAUAUCGAGCUUGGAUUGACCGAGCAGAGGAAGUGAUGCUGGCAGAGGAGAGUAAGAACUCGGGUCCUUCAGCUCUGGAUGUGUUGAAGAGAGCCACCACCAUCAAGAGGAGGGGCGUGGACACCAUCCGCCACGGCCCGGAAGAGCAGUGUGUGGAUAUCGCUUCUGUUGGUGGGCCGAUGAACAGGGCGAGUAUCCGCAGCGCUAAGCGAGGCCCAACGGCGUAUUUCCGGAGGAAAGAAAGGAUGUUGCGUAUCUCCGUCCGCCGCAUGGUGAAGACACACACCUUCUACUGGACUGUGCUCGGCCUCGUGGCCUUAAACACCAUCUGUGUGGCCAUCGUUCAUCACAACCAGCCCGAGUGGCUCUCCAACUUCCUCUAUUACGCAGAGUUUCUGUUCCUGGGUCUGUUUCUGACUGAGAUGUUCCUGAAGAUGUACGGUCUCGGCCCUCGACUUUACUUCCACUCCUCCUUUAACUGCUUCGACUUUGGAGUGAUUGUAGGCAGUAUCUUUGAGGUGAUCUGGAGCUUCUUCAGACCAGGAAUGAGUUUUGGGAUCAGUGUCCUGCGUGCACUCCGACUGCUGAGGAUCUUCAAAAUUACCAAGUACUGGGCGUCUCUGAGGAACCUGGUCGUAUCUUUGAUGAACUCCAUGAAGUCUAUCAUCAGUUUGCUCUUCCUCCUCUUCCUCUUCAUCGUGGUUUUUGCUCUGCUGGGCAUGCAGCUCUUCGGGGGAAGGUUCAUCUUUGAAGAAUUCACUCCUACUAACUUUGAUACGUUCCCAGCUGCCAUCAUGACUGUGUUUCAGAUCCUUACAGGUGAGGACUGGAACGAAGUGAUGUACAAUGGGAUUCGCUCUCAGGGUGGAGUUAAAUCGGGGAUGUGGUCUUCCAUUUAUUUCAUCGUCCUUACGUUGUUUGGAAACUACACACUUCUGAAUGUCUUCUUGGCUAUCGCUGUAGACAAUUUAGCCAACGCUCAAGAGCUCACCAAGGAUGAAGAGGAGGAAGAGGAAGCAUUUAAUCAGAAACACGCACUGCAGAAAGCGAAAGAGGUCGGCCCGAUGUCGUCCUUCAUAUCCUCAGAGCGGAGGAGACGGCCGUAUCUGUACAGGAAGCGCGUGCUGAUCCACCGCGGCCGUACGGCUUUCUCUCUGGAGGAGUCAGACAGUUUCAGCGACGCUCCUCCACUCAAUCCCUCUCGCUCUUUCAUGUCCAGGAGAGAAAGACGCCGGCGUCUGACCAUGUCCGUGUGGGAGCAGAGGACCAGCCAGCUCCGGCGCCAUCGCCAAACAUCCAGUCGAGAAAUCCUCUACGGCUCGUCCGUGUGCCACCAUCGGAAACUCGCACACUCUGCCGAGAUCCCACACUCGCCAGAGAUCAGUUCCACUCUCGACCCGCUGGAGUCUCUGGAGCCAUCCAUGGACGAGCAGAACAUCUCCAUCCCGUUGCCAGAUCCUCCUGAAUCCAAAAACUCAAAUGCCAAAGAUCUGUACGGAAACACCGCACACACGCACUCAGAGCUCAGCGCCACUCUGGAGCUUCUGGAUCCUCUAGACCCGGCGAAAAAAGAGCACAACAUCGAUAACGCCCAGUUACCCGGAAACGCCUCGGAGGAAUUUCAGGAUAAAAACCACUUGAGCGUCCGGAGGCCGAAUGGCGAGCGGAGACACCGAGGGACGCGUAAAUACAGCAAAUACAGUAAACACAGCAAACACAGAAACUCAGAAACGCACCAUCAAUGGCAUGACGAGCCGAACGCUGACGAGCGCAGCCACUCCACCAGCCCAGAACAGAGGACAAGAAACGAAGGUGAGGAAGAGGAGGAGAAGAAGAGCAGCAGCGAUGGAGGAGUCUGUCAGGAUGACAGGACUGCUGAGGACAGAGAUCUGGCCACAGACCCGGAGCCGGCCACGCUCCAAAUCACCGACAGCACGAUGCUGGAGUCUGUAGUAACCGGGAAGGCGGCUACUGAGGGAGAAAACAACAACAACCAAGACAAAACGUCUCUCAACACCAAUGUAGUGAUUGAAGACAUGGACACCACGCCUGGCCUGGAGCUCUCCACCAUUACAACAAACAGUAAAGACCUGGAGCCUUCAAAAUCUGAGAAGGAAGAUGAGGAAGCAGUGAAUCGUUCGAGAACUCCCCCAGACAGCAUGUUCAUCUUCAAACCCCACAAUCCGAUCCGCAGGGCGUGUCAUUAUGUCGUUAAUCUGCGUUAUUUUGAAAUGUGUAUCCUGUUGGUCAUCGCUGCGAGCAGUAUCGCUCUGGCAGCUGAAGAUCCAGUGGCUGCAAACUCAGACUGGAAUAAAGUGCUGCGCUACUUUGAUUACGUGUUCACUGGAGUUUUCACAUUCGAAAUGAUCAUUAAGAUGAUUGAGCAGGGCCUGAUCCUUCAUGAUGGCUCUUAUUUCCGUGAUCUGUGGAACAUUCUGGAUUUCAUCGUGGUGGUUGGAGCGUUGGUGGCAUUUGCUCUCACGAAUGUAUUGGGGAAUAAUAAAGGUAGAGACAUUAAAACUAUUAAGUCUCUGCGAGUGCUGCGAGUUCUCCGGCCUCUGAAGACCAUUAAGCGACUUCCUAAACUAAAGGCCGUGUUUGACUGCGUGGUCACGUCUCUGAAGAACGUCUUUAACAUCCUCAUCGUCUAUAAACUCUUCAUGUUCAUCUUCGCCGUCAUCGCCGUGCAGCUGUUCAAGGGAAAGUUCUUCUACUGCACCGACGGCUCCAAGGACACGGAGAAAGACUGUCAGGGUUACUACAUCGACUACAACAAAGACAAGAAGGAGGUGAAGAAGCGCGAGUGGAAGAGACACGAGUUUCACUACGAUAACGUGAUCUGGGCGUUACUCACACUCUUCACCGUCUCUACAGGAGAAGGCUGGCCUCAAGUUCUCCAGCACUCGGUGGAUGUGACAGAUGAGGAUCAGGGUCCGAGUCGAGGGAACCGGAUGGAGAUGUCCAUCUUCUACGUCAUUUAUUUUGUGGUUUUCCCAUUUUUCUUUGUGAACAUCUUCGUCGCUCUGAUCAUCAUCACCUUCCAGGAGCAAGGAGACAAGAUGAUGGAGGAGUGCAGCCUCGAGAAGAACGAGAGGGCGUGUAUCGACUUUGCGAUCAGUGCUAAGCCGCUAACACGCUACAUGCCGCAGAACCGCCACACGUUCCAGUAUCGACUGUGGCACUUUGUGGUGUCGCCAUCGUUUGAGUACACGGUGCUGACCAUGAUCACACUCAACACCAUUGUCCUCAUGAUGAAGUAUUAUUCGGCUCCUCCUGUAUACGAUGCUGUGCUGAAACACCUCAACACUGCCUUCACUGUGCUCUUCUCUGUCGAAUGUGUUCUGAAGAUCUUGGCAUUUGGUUUUAUGAAUUAUUUCAGAGACACUUGGAAUAUAUUCGAUUUCAUCACAGUUCUGGGAAGCAUCACGGAAAUCGUGGUCGACCAGCAGUCAGCUUCCUUUAACAUGAGCUUCCUGAAGCUGUUCCGAGCGGCUCGGCUUAUAAAGCUGCUCAGGCAGGGAUACACCAUCCGCAUCCUGCUCUGGACUUUCGUCCAGUCCUUCAAGGCUCUGCCGUAUGUGUGUUUGCUCAUCGCUAUGCUCUUUUUCAUUUACGCCAUUAUCGGCAUGCAGGUUUUUGGGAACAUCAAGCUGAAAGGGGAAACUCACAUCAACCAACACAACAACUUCAAAAGCUUCUUUGGUGCCUUGAUGUUACUCUUCAGGAGUGCGACGGGAGAGUCGUGGCAGGAAAUCAUGUUGUCGUGUUUAGGAGGUCAGGAGUGUGAGUACGACGACCAGUCUCCCCCCCCACCAUCCGAACCUGAUGGAGGAUGUGGCACUGACUUCGCUUAUUUCUACUUUGUCUCCUUCAUCUUCUUCAGCUCCUUCCUGAUGUUGAAUCUGUUUGUAGCAGUGAUUAUGGAUAAUUUUGAAUAUUUGACGCGUGACUCCUCGAUUCUCGGUCCUCAUCACCUGGACGAGUUUGUGAGGAUGUGGGGACAAUAUGAUCGAGCGGCCUGCGGCAGAGUUCACUAUAAGGACAUGUACAAAGUAGUGCGCACUAUAUCGCCCCCUCUGGGCUUUGGGAAGAAUUGCCCCUACAGGGUGGCAUGCAAGAGGCUGGUGCUGAUGAACAUGCCGGUGGACGCAGAGAUGACGGUUCACUUCACAUCCACUCUGAUGGCCCUGAUCCGCACUGCACUGGAGAUCAAGAUUGCACGAGGUGGAGAAGACCGAGGACAGAUGGACAUUGAGCUUCAGAAAGAGAUCAGCAUCAUUUGGCCACAUCUCUCCCAGAAGACGCUGGACCUGCUCGUGCCCAUUCAUAAAGCGAGUGACAUGACGAUUGGGAAAAUCUACGCUGCCAUGAUGAUCAUGGAUUAUUACAAACAGAGCAAAGCUAAAAAACUCCGACAGCAGCUGGAGGAACAAAAACACGCCCCGAUGUUCCAGCGCAUGGACGCCUCAUCGUUACCGCAGGAAAUUCUGUGCAGCGCUAAAGCUCUGCCGUUCCUCACACACAGCGCAGGAAAUGCUCUGACGAGAGGAGGUUUCGUGGCAUUGAGUCCCAUUUCUCCUCAGGAACUGUUCAUGCAGCCAAUCACACCUGAGCAAGAGGAGGAGGGGUACACACCCCACUACAGACCUCAGCACUCUCCCAUCACGGUGAACUCGGAGAAGAAGCUGAUGAAGCGCUCAUUCUCCACCAUCGGAGAUCAGUGUGUGAAUGGUGUGUGGCAGGAAGAGUUCUCUCUGGAGAGAGUGAGUCCUGAUCGCCUGGAGAGACCGCGACAGCGCAGCUUCAGAGGCGUGAGGUCGAACUUCAGAGAGCCGGUGUGUAAGGAGAGAGGACGCUCAAAGGAGAGGAAACGCCUGCUGUCACCUGAUCCAUCACGCUGCAACUCUGAGGAGAGAAACCAACCAAGAACACACGACAUACAGCACGCACACACACGCUCACCCAGCGAGGGGAGAACACACGCCCAGGGUGACACUUCUGAAAGUCCACUUCCUGCUUCCUCAGACUCCAGGGGGCGUCGCCAGCUUCCUCAGACACCCUCCAGGCCCCGCCCACACAUCUCCUAUUCACCUCUGGUGUGCCGCAGUCACCUGACCACUCAGGAUGGCCAAUCACGGACACAGUCUGCCUUAGAAGGGGUGGGGUCUGUGUUAAGCCCCACCUCCCCGCAGCGCUACACCUCGGAGCCGUAUCUGCCGCUGCACGAUGACUCCAACAGUCCAGAGGAGAUGCUCACUUUUGAGGCUGCCAUAGCAACCAGUCGAGGGCGUGGCCAUGUCGUAAGCUCCGCCCCUCAGCUGCGUCACACGUGGCAGAUGCCUAACGGGCAUUUCCGCAAAGGCUGCGAGCUCCUCAGUGACACGGACGAGGACGACCGCUGCUAGAGAUGGUGGGGUGGGAGUGGGCGGAGCCUCGACAUGAGCCAAUCAUGUCUAGACAUUUCUUACUGGCAAUUUGUCCAGGACAUUUCAGAAGUGCACUGCCAAAAAUGUCACAAGGCAGAAACGUGGCGCAUCUGAUUUCACUGAAGUAACAGGAGUGGAGCUUAAGUUCAAUUUCAUUUCGCCAAUCGUGAACUUAAUCACAUGACAUCAUUACAGGCGUUUAGCUAAAGAUCACUAAGAUUGCUAAGAUCGCUAGUCUGCUAGCAAACACGUCGACUAGAUGAAAGACACACAGUUAACAGUGACAGAACAUUCGCUGAGCUACUACUGAACAUCCGAGUGCAGGAGGAGGAGGAGAGCUCAUUAACAAACAACAUCUCAUUACCAGUAAUGUCAUGAGAUCAUCAGCUAUUGGCCAAAGAAAUGCAGCUUAAGCUCUGCCCUUGAUGGCCUGUCAGAGAGAAAGAAAGAAAGAAAGAAAGAAAGAAAGAAAGAAAGAAAGAAAGAAAGAACAGAAUGAUGGAAAAAGAAAGAGCUUAUUCAACAAACCCAAAAAAUAAAGAAAAAAAGCACAUUUGUGACAGAAAUAAAAGAGAGAAAUUUGAUGUAAGGAAUAAAUGAAGAAGGGAGUGAAACAGAACAGAAGAAAGAAAGAAAGAAAGAAAGAAAGAAAGAAAGAAAGAAAGAAAGAAAGAAAGAAAGAAAGUGUGUUCAGCAGGAUGCGGGCGUUUUAUUGUGUGAUUUACUGACUGAUAUCUGGAUGAAGAACACUAAAGUCAGUGUUUUCAGUUCAUCAGAACGAAGGAGCGACGAGCAGGAAGUGUGCUGGCGUUAUUUUUUACUUCAGCAGGAUGACGUUCUCCUGCUGGAGCUCAGAUACGGAACAGGAGGAAAAAAACACUCCUGAAGAUCUGCUGAUGUUCCUCCUGAAGCUGUUUGAUCAUAAACUCACUCAGGAUCUCCAACUCCUCGACAGAGGCUCAGACGUUUAAUCAGCAGCCAGUGGAUCAAGAGAGUGUGUGUGUGUGUGUGUGUGUGUGUGUGUGUGUGUGUGUGUGUGUGUGUACAGUGUUUACCUGCUCUGUAUGCUGCAGUGUGUAAAUUCUUGUGUUUCUGAUCAUCAGAGUCUCAGUGGCUCCGUUUACAUGCAGAGAUUCUCAUCAGUCCGGAGCUUCUGAUUGGUCGGCUGCUGUAAAGUAUUAUGACAUCAUAAGCUGGCAGUUAGAAUUCAAAUUUAUUUUGUUUCAAUAAUAAUAAUAAUAAUAAUAAUAAUACCUCAAAUCAGGAAAAAGUUGGGACAGAAUGUUGAGUUGAAAUUAAAAUUAAAACUGAAAAUUAUUUGUAAAUAAUCUUUGAACUGUAUUUCACUCAAAACAACAGUACAGGUUCGUCAUUAUAUUUUUCAUUUCUAAAUUCUCUACCCAUUCUCUAUUGGGGUCAGAGGGGACACGCCCUCUUCUUCCACAGCCACGCCUUUGUAAUGUGAGCAGAAUGUGGUUUUGCAUUGUCUUGUUGAAAUCUCCCUGGAAAAGACGUCGUCUUGCAGGCAGCAGAUGUUGCUCCAAAAUCUCAGUGGACUUUUCUGCAUUAAUGCUCCAUCACAGAAGUGUAAGUUACCUUCGCCAAGGGCACUGACCCAACACCAUACCAUGACACCCUGGCUUUUGGACUCGUUCCUGCUAACAGUCUGGAUGGUCCUUUUCCUCUUCAGAGCACACGGCAUCCAUUUCUUCCAAAUACUGACGAAUACUGAUCCGUCUGACCACAAGCCACAUUCCCACUGUGCGAUGGUCCAACCCACAGCCCAUGUGGUUCUAUCAGCUGGAGAUGAAUGAUGGUUCUUGAUGCUGUCUGGGGGAUCAGAGAUCACAGGGGUUCAGAUUAGGCUUGAGCCCUUGAACUUUACACACUGAAACGCCUCCAGAUUCCUUGAAUGGUUUAAUGAUCUUCUGCACCGUAGAGGGUGAAAUAUCCAAAUCCCUUCCUGUCUUUCUUUGAGGAACAUUGAUUUUAAACAUUUCAAUAAUUUUCUCACAGAUUUGUUGAUAAACUGGAGAUCCUCGGCCCGUCUUCACUCCUCAAAGACUCGGCCUUUCCUGGAGACUGAUUCUGUACCAGAUCGUGAUUACAGUCACCUGUUUCACAUCACAUCAUUAUUUAAUAGUUGUACCUCAUUACUCGCCUUAAAUUUCCUCGUCCCAACUUUUUUGGAAUGUGCUGCAGGACUGAAACGCAGGAAUGGAUGGAUAUUAACAAAUGAAAUGAAGUCGACCAACAAAAUAUGAAAUAUCUCGGGUUCAUUCUGUCUGUAAUGAAAUACAAGUCAAAGUACAUUUACAAAUCACUGAUUUAUUUUUUUAUUUGUAUUUUUCACACCGUCCCAACUUUCUGUUUACAUCACGCUGGGAUUCUGGUGACUACGAGACAAAGACUCUGAUUCAGAAGUGAGCCGUUUCUAUGGAAACACACACAGAGCUUUAACAUCACACUAAUUUGCCGAAAUAAAGUGAAGCUUUCAGAAAAUUCCUCAGUGGUUAUAGGGAGGGAAAGUAAUCUCAUCGCCCCCUACUGGAUGCGUUCCAGCCUCUAUGGCAAAAUGAAUGGGAAUAUCUUUUCAAAAAAUUACAUUUCGGGUUACACUUCAAAGUUAAGACAAUGGCUUCCAUAUGUUGUGCAUGUCGGACAGCUCUAUCGAUCCUGGUGAUCAUACUUUAUUUUUUCCACCGAUUUGAAUUGUUUUGAAUGUUUUUUAAUAAGCUGAUCAAAGACUACACGGACCCGACAUCGCGUAUGUGACGUCACCGCAAGUCUAGCACCUUUCCAAAUCUGUAGCAGGUAGCGGCCGGCGAGCAGCCUACAUCAACAUGCCCAUUUGUAUAGCGUGGUUGGUGGAGUAUUUCUGUACCAAUAAGAAAUGCAUCCCUCAUGGGGAUAACCAUUACAGAUCAGAUAGCUAAGCCUACUGCUGACGUAAUGAGCCACUCUGACUAGACAGUUUGGUUGUAGUCCGUUUCUGACAGGUUAGGCGCAAUUUCGAUCUUUUAAAAGACAGCGAAAUUUCACCUGAUACUUUCACAGUUAGUAGAUAAUCCCAACAUAUACAACAUAUUUUUUUGGGGUGUACAAGUUCCACGUCAUAACUUCGUGGGAUCUUUUUAGAAAUCGGGUCUAUGGGAUUUUCAAUAGUACGGCUCUCGGCUUAGGAACGCUACCACUAGGAUCAUGCCUGUGAAGAUUCUCAGUCAUCCAGGUCAUGGUAAACUGUGGGCACAAAACCCAGCUGUUUUCAGUGACUCACAGGAGGACAGAGAGAAUCAGCAUUCCAUUGAUCAUCCUAACGGGCAAUCCAUUGAUCAUCCUAAUGACUCUCGAGGCCGUUCACAUCCAGCCCCCAGUGACCCACACCAACAGGAUGACUCAAUGACACCUUAGAUGAGCUUUUCAUCCAUGAGAGGAUAAAUACCUGAUGCUCCCUACCAGUCAGACAGAACUGAAGAAGCCUUUCGGAUGAGAGGUGAAACGUCUUCAAGAAUCUUCAAGCAAGUCCAGUUGCUCUCUUUUACCACCCACAGUUUACCACUAGGAUCACUCACUACGUUUACAUGCACAUAGAGAGAAUCGAAUUUCUGCCGUUGCUCGACUGAAAUCGAAGUUCAAAAUGCCAUGUAUACACCUUAAUUCGGCUGAAAUUGAACCGAACUUGAUUUCUCGGAAUCGAGCUACACGACCUAGAUUAUGCGAUUUCUGCCGAGCUACUUUGUGCAUGUAUACCCUAUCGAGCUAGUUGUCGAGCUACUUCCGGAAGUGACAAGUGACGAGACCACAAGCGGGAAACACAACAGCCUCGGUCGGCAUGACAACAGUAGUAGCGAGCAGCAGAAGAGGUCAGGAGGAACAAACGGAGAAGAGAAAAUGGCGAUGUAGAGCUCUCUGAAGUGUGGGUGGAGCACAGAGGACGGCAGGACAAAGCUUCUGGUACUAAUAGGCUUUUUAUUGUCAGACUUUUCAGUUUAACAGCCUACUUUUAUUCUUGAGAGAAAAAAAAACACACACACACACACGCGCGCGCGCUGUGUUCUAGUCCCGGGAUGAGCUCUCCCCUCUGCUCUCCCUCUGCCUCCUUAAAUAGGGCGCGGUUACUGGGAAGACACACAAACAGGUUAAUUACCGUCAGGUGUAGUUAUUCUGCCACUCACCUUCCCUGGCUCCGCCCUCCUGUCACAGACCGGCGCUUGACCACGCCCCCACUGCCACAGGCAAGCAGAAAUGUGCACUUCUGGAGCAAUGAGGAGACAGAGUUCAUGCUCAUUCAGCUUAAGGAGUUGAAUAUAUUAAAAUUCAUGGACAGGAGAAAAACGCGCAAUGGAGAACAUGAACUGAUAACUUUGUUUACACUCUUGAAUAGCUCUUCUUCAUGACGACAACCGGAAGUGUACCAACACGAUGGGGCGUGUUGCGCCACCUGUGGCUCGGGUGCACAAUGCACCUCACACAAUAGCCCGAUUUCAGUUGUGUGCAUGUAGGAUUGGAUUUCUCUGGCACCCUGCUGGGACCUUCACCUCGAUUACCGACAGCAGCUCGAUUUGGAUGUGCAUGUAAACGUAGUCAGUGUGUUUCACUUUCCCUCCCUAUAGACAGAAAGAAAGAAAGACCUUUGAUGUUUGACACCUAUGAGAAAGAAAGAAAGAAAGAAAGAAAGAAAGAAAGAAAGAAAGAAAGAAAGAAAGAAAGAAAGAAACCUCAGAAGGAAGUGAUGAGACGACAAAUGGAAGAUUAAAGUCAAGGAAGGAAAAAGGAAGCAAAAAAUAAGAACAGAACUGAAAGAAAGAUGUGAGCGAGAUUUCGUAAUGACCUCCAUUCUGAUGUGAUGUAAACGCACUAUUAGUGUCACUGUUGCCAUAACAAGGAGACGCACAUCCUGCAGUAGUGUAACACGUAGCUAACGUUAGCCAUGUUCAGUUGCCCCAUCUCGAGUUAUUCCAUGGAUUAAACACCUCUUCUGAUUGGACAGGAAUGUUCCUCCGGACCACCAUCACUCUGUUCUUUCAGCUCCUCGGCGUAAACGUAGCGGCUGACACGUGAUCGGAAUGACCCGAUAAACAACCCUUUAACUGCAGACGUGAUUUUGGCGAAACGUCUCGGCUGUGUAACAGAACGGAACAGAGAUUUAUGUCACACGCUGAAAAGCCAUGUUCUAAUGUAAAUAAUCUCAAGUGUCUUACAGGCGUGUGUUUAUCUUUCCGUUAUGAUGACAUUCCUAUGGCUGUUCACGUACAUUCCGAUUUUGCAGAGUGAACUUAAUUACGUGAUUAAAUGUGGUUAGAGAAAUAAGAUCUGAGAGCUACUGCUAUAGAGCUAACCUCAACAUUAGCAAAGCUAACUCAGCAGCUGGCUAAUGCAAGCGCUAGCUGGCUCGCUCAGCUAAUAUCGCUACACAAACACCAGUGUUUUAUGCUAAUCAUUGCAUCAAGAUGAAGAAUGUAAGAAAUAUGGAAAGAUAAAAGAUUGGUUUGUGAUUGGCUGAGCCAGUGUGUCUCAAGCUCCACCCCUGGUUGACCAUGUGACAUCACCAUCACUCAGCUAAGUCAGGAUGUGUGUGUGUGUGUGUGUGUGUGUGUGUGUGUGUGUGUGUGUGUGUGUGUGUUUACACACAGAGACAGAAGAAAUCAGCUGAGUUUGUUUUUAUGAAAGAAAGAAAGAUGAAAUGAAAGAAGUAAAAAAAGAAACAGAAAACAUGAGGUAAAGAAAAGGGGAAGUACAGAAAGAAAAACUGAAUAACAGAAUAAAGUGAACUGAAAAAAUGGAAGGGAAAAGAAGAAAGAAAGAUGGAUUGAAUGAUAGAACAAAGUAAAAAAAUGCAAGCAGCUGAAAUGAGGAAAAGAGAAAAGAAAAAGCUGAACAGAAAAAAAAACAAAUGGAAAGAAAAGGCAGAAAAGCAAAGCAAAAAUAUAGAC